This is a messenger RNA of Sphaerodactylus townsendi, 2189 nucleotides long. RefSeq lists its product as uncharacterized. Gene Ontology annotation, cellular component: cytoplasmic stress granule; nucleoplasm. Bases 785 to 1873 code for a protein of 362 amino acids. The record is from RefSeq and is a predicted model, not a curated record. The transcript is spliced from 5 exons. Gene Ontology annotation, molecular function: RNA binding. NCBI's taxonomy places the organism in Eukaryota, Metazoa, Chordata, Lepidosauria, Squamata, Sphaerodactylidae.
UGGCGAGUGUGCCGGGCGGGUGUCGGGGGCGCCUGGGCCUGAGAGCGGCGGGAGGAGGCGGAGGAGGGCGCGGGGCAGCUGGGGCGGAAGGGCUGCGCUUUCUGGCGGAGGAGCUCCCGGGUCGCGUGCAGAGUGCCGGGCUGGGCCGGGAGGGCUGCGGGCAAGGCCGGGGCCGCGGUAGCAGCGAAGGGCUGAGGAGGCCGGGAGGGCCGGCGACCCACCCAGAGGGAGGCGAAGGCUGCGAUUCGGGCUUGGGAAGGCUCCGGAGAAGGGACCCGCUAGGGUUGGACCCGGGGCAGCUGUAGCCAAGGGGGCCACUUGGAGAGAGGCAGGCGGGCCCCUGAGAGGAGGACGGGGGGGCAACUUUCAUUACGUUUUCGUUUCUUUUCUGCCAUCAGUUGCCAGCGGCACACCUGCGGAGGGUUAGUUUAGGCCACUGAAACUUAAGAUCCCGCAGGAGGAAAGGAAGUCUCCCUACCGGCACUCGAGAUUUCCGUUUCCUCCUCCCAAGGUGUGGCAACAAAGUUUCUUAGGGCAGCUCUGGGAGAAGUCUCUGUAGUCGGGCUGAUAUCUUCGCUUUGGGUUUAGAUCUGGCUUUGCCACUUCUAGAGACAAGCCGCUAGUUUAGUUUAGCUUUGUUUGUUUUUUAAGGGUUGGGGGAGACGGGAUAGUCACUGCUUCUUAACAGGGGCGUGGGGGGGUGGACCAGUGCUGUCUUCAGGCCUUUCGCAUCCUCGGGGCUCCUUUGUUGUCGGCCGCCUGCACCCAAGGCUAGCUGUAGACCAUGCAGAAGGAGGAACUGGGCAUGGAUGAGAACCGUAACCCUGAGGAAGAGCUGCGUCUUCUGGGGGGGAAGAAGGAGAAAUGCCACGGCCUCAGCAACCGCAUCCGGACAGGAGCUGGAGCAGAGCUGGGCUACAGGCCGAGCCAGGGCUCCAGAGAAGGCUCCUGGGAGUCCAACGGCUAUACUGCAUCCUCGGAGAUUGCUGAUGAGCCCAGUGUUCCCUUGAGCCCUUCCAACAGCCUUAACAUCCGAAACCUCCAGUUGUCUGAGCGGGACCCUCCAGUACCCCACCACCACCACCAUCACCGCUAUCCCCAUCGCUUCUACCACGGCCGGCCCUUCCACGCAGCUUCCUACCACAAGACCUACCGAGGCAGCCCCUCCGACCGCAAGGAAUGGGGACCCAGCACCAACGGCCACCACUGUGCUCCCGAAAGCAUUUCCAACGGCCGGUGGCAGCACCGACGCCGUGGCUACUCCGACCCGCCGUCUCCGUCGUCGUCUCCGGAGUCAGAACGAAACAGCGCCAUCAAAGUUGGCGAGAAGCCCGCCGUUGCGUCCAAUGCCACCAAUGCGGCCGUCGAGGAUUCUGGGAAGGAAACAUGGUCGCUUUUCCGGCCCCUUCCUGCUUUCCCUGUUGAUAGCAGCAGCGCCCGGAUCAUUCCCAAGAUAUCUUAUGCUAGCAAGCUGAAAGAGAACUUGGAUCAGCCAGGGAAAGCCUGCCAUGUUCCCGCCUCGGCUGUCCGCACCACCAAUAGCCUCCCCAACUGUGUCCUGGCGCCGCCUCCGAGCAGCCCCCCACCCUCUGACAGCAGCCGGCAACAGCACCUGGGAGCCAUCUUUCAGAAUGAGUGGGGCUUGUCCUUUAUCAAUGAGCCAGGAGCCGGGCACGGAGGGGGUGGCGGGGCAACACCAGAAAAGGAUGUGGAAGAGGCAAACACUGGAGCAUGCUGGGAGGAAAUGGAAGCCAAUGACUGGCAGGCCGCAAGAAAUUACCAUCUGGAAGAAUGGACUCAUAUAUGGGAGCUACACAGUCAAGCUCCUAGCAAAGUGACGGUCUACACGGACACCUUGGAUGGGAAGGGUUAACACCAAGGAUCCCUUGGGGAAGCACUGUUAAGAUCCAGGGGGUGGGGGGCACAUGGAGAGAAGCAAGGCAUCCCACCCCAUGAAGACUGGAGAAGCCCGGGCAUCUUGAAAGGGGAAGCUACUCCACCUGCCUCCUUCCUUCCCUCCCUCAUCCUACUGCUGUUCUUGCCGAAAUCGUCCUGGAUGGGGCUGAUGUCUCCCCCUUCCCUGCCCCCUCUGGUUUAAUGCUCUGGUUUUUAAUUUCUUCACACAGUUUUUAAUUUCUCUGGAUUCCCCUGAAAAUAAAAGCAAAAAAAAAAGAAUUUAUUUCAAUUCA